Molecule: messenger RNA, 2720 nt
Organism: Paramormyrops kingsleyae
Lineage: Eukaryota; Metazoa; Chordata; Actinopteri; Osteoglossiformes; Mormyridae
Source: RefSeq, a predicted model, not a curated record
AUUACGUAUGACGUGGUAAAUAUAACGCAUGCGCAAUAUGGUCAAAUAAGUAGGGCUUAAUUGUGCUGUCACAGUAUUUUUACGUGUACAGUAGUACCUAGUCUAAAAUUCCUGUAAUCUAAUACUUGCAUAUUUAGAUAUAGUAAACCAUUCUGAACAUUGUUAUUUAAGCUGAGACCUCAAAUAAGAGUCAUACUUUUUCUGGGAUGAACUCCGGGCUAACUGUGAUCCUAUACAGAUAGAUGCAUGUUUAGUACCUUAAAUUGAGUCCAUGUCUGAGGUAAUGGUGUGACUAAAAAAGCAGGGCCCUCGUCAUUUCCACCAUUUACAGUUGAAGUGUAAUUUGCGUCUCCUCCAACGUAGGUGCAGAGCUGCAGCCAGAGGCCUCAUCAGAUGACAAAUAGCACAGCGGGAGCGUUGACUCUGCCCCCCACCCCCCCCUGUUAUGCACUUUAGCCUUUGUGAAGUGUGUGGGUGUUUCGUGGAAGUUCAGUGUCAGAGAGGGAUUGAUGCGUAUUAACUGAUGAGUUGUUCACUGGUGCUCUAGUAACAAGUCGAGCGGCUCUUGAAUGGGAGGAAAAUGUUUAGAAACAGACAGUGGGAGCUGGAACAUUGUCUGGAAAGUAUUAGUAUUAAACAAGGUUUAAUCCUGCUUCGUAUCAAUAUCUUCUUAAAACCAUUAAUUUUAUCUUUUCAAUUUGUCAUGGAUGCAACAACGAUGUGAGUAAAAACAAAGCUUAGGAUUGACCAUAUUUAAGGUUUUAAAUGAAAGAAAGAAAAAGGAAUAUUCUGGCUUAGCAAUAACCCAAACUCAAUGUUCUAGAAUAGGGGUCCCUAACUAGGGCGGGUCAAAUUCCACCAGUAACAUAAAGCCAUUGGGUCUAAUAAAAUUUUUCAUUCAGGAGGGAAUUGAUCGUGUGAUCUGGAUCCAGUUGUACGCGCCUCUGUCAGCCGGUGACCACAGUUCCACAGUAUAUAAAAUGAAAGACACUGUCUGCCAGAUUGUGAGUAGCAGAGCAGAACAGUACUGAUUUUUGUGUACUGGAGUGACGCCUUAAUGGACCUGCGGGUGCGUUACAGGGCUGAGCAGCUGUGAAACGGCACAGAUCUGAGUGAUAGAUGUAUCCAUGUGCCCGGAUAAAUGCAAUGGGAGUGACUUGAAGGAGCGAGAAAAGGGGCAUUCUGUAAGGACAGACAAUUACAACCCUGCGGCUCAGACUAAUCCAGCACCGCAGGCUGCGGCUGCUUUGUGGCGUUUCAAAGUAAAUAAAGAUGGAAUUCAAGGGCUGGAACUUUUUCCUAUCAAUUCUGCUCUUGUCUGAAGGUCUACCUUGGUGCCAUUUGAGUAGGCUCUCCGUGACUGAGAGGAAGCAGCUGAAUACUCACCUGUCCUUGUUUUUUAAACCUAACACUAUGAGAGUGCAGUGGGCCUUUUUCACUGGAUUAUAUUGAUGAUCUGUGUCCCUUGCUCUGAUCAAGGUGCAUUUUGUUCCCUCUUUCUGCUGCUCUGGGCUGUGUGAGCAGUGCUUCUCAGUGUGCAUGCACAGGAGGAGGAUGAUGAGGCAAAGCCGUCGGCUGAGACAUGGACUGGGAAACCCUGCAGACAUGACUGCAAGAUGAGCUCCACUACGGAGUUUCCUACCUUUACCUCUCCAUCCACCACCCACCCUAUCUUCAGCUCACCCCAGAGCAGCCUGUUUGACUGCAUGCCAGAGUGCCCUUAUCACAAACCAUUGGGCUUUGAGGCUGGAUCUGUGACGUCUGACCAGAUCAGUUGCUCCAAUGAGGAUCAGUACACUGGGUGGUACUCCUCCUGGCUGCCCAGCAAGGCAUGUCUCAACAACCAAGGCUUCGGGUGUGCCUGGCUCUCCAAGUUCCAGGACAGCAGUCAGUGGCUGCAGAUUGACCUGAAAGAGGUGAAUGUGGUGUCGGGCAUCCUGACCCAGGGCCGCUGUGACGCAGAUGAGUGGGUGACCAAGUACAGCCUCCAGUACCGCAGCGACAAGAACCUCAACUGGAUCUACUACAAGGACCAGACAGGAAACAACAGGGUGUUUUACGGAAACUCGGACCGGUCGUCUUCUGUCCAGAACCUGCUGCGGCCGCCCAUCGUGGCGCGCUAUGUCAGGCUGCUGCCGCUGGGCUGGCACACGCGCAUUGCCUUGCGCAUGGAGCUGCUCCUGUGCAUUAACAAGUGUGGCUGAGACUCCGCCCACCCUGCAAACUCCGCCCACCCUGCAAAACAACCCCGCCCACCAUGCAAAACCCCACCCACUCUCCAAAACCCCACCUUCCUUAACAGAAGUCGCACGCUCGCUGAAGUGGAACGCGCGAGCCCGUAGGAGAGACAAACAGCACCCUAUAACAAUGCCCCAAUUCUUUUCCAAAUUACUUAUUAUUGUUGAAUAGUUGAAAGAAAACCAUUUUGGUAAUUAGGAAACAAUGUGGUCCACUAAGAUUGUCAUUAUGCUCUUUAUAAAGAAAGGGAUUUUCUUCACGGAGAUAAAAGAAGUAAAAAUGGAAGUAAACUGAUCCCAGGAGGUUGACAUGGUGAUAAGAUAAUAGUUUUUUGUUGUAUUACAUAAAACUCUGCUGUAUUAUGUUCCAGUGCGGCAGAGUCCAUCCUGGGUCCCACUCUGCAGUCAGUAUGUAUUUCUACUUGCUCAGAAGUUUCCACUGUAUCCUUAGGUUUACUAAAAUAAAAAAAAGAAAUUCUCAGU